Molecule: messenger RNA, 1636 nt
Organism: Erigeron canadensis
Lineage: Eukaryota; Viridiplantae; Streptophyta; Magnoliopsida; Asterales; Asteraceae
Product: ethylene-responsive transcription factor CRF4-like
Exons: 1
Coding region: 165-1409 (414 amino acids)
Biological process (GO): regulation of DNA-templated transcription
Molecular function (GO): DNA binding; DNA-binding transcription factor activity
Source: RefSeq, a predicted model, not a curated record
AUCUCAUUUCUCUUUUUGUUUUCGAAUUGAAAGAGAUCUUUUUAAUGUUAAUCUGGGUUUUUUUCUUUUUGAUGACAGUUUGAGCAGUUGAUAAGAAUAUUACCGGCCACUACUUUUUUUUUUUUUGUGUGUUAGUAUAUGUAAUAAAUUAAAAAAAAAUAAAAAUGGAUAGCUACCAAAUGUUGCGUCCUGUGAAAUACACACAACACAAAAACGUGACUACAAUGGUGGCUGCAGCUAACCCAUCAAUGGCUGCUGCUGCUGCUGCCAAGAAUAAUAAUAACAAUAAAAAGGUUUCAAGUCCGUUGCCGAAAGUUGUACGGAUAUCAAUGACUGACCCAGAUGCCACUGAUUCUUCCAGUGAUGAUGAGGACGAACUUUUUGGAAGAAGGCGUGUUAAAAAGUAUGUCAACGAGGUUAACAUCCAAACCUCGUGCAAGCCGGCGGCGGUUGGCGGCCGGAAAAAGAGUAAUGGGAAAAUCGUUAAUAAUAAUAAUGAAAUUCAAUUAGCAGUAGGAAAGCAGAAGGUGGGGAUGAAGAGCGUGGGUGGAAUAAGGAAGUUCCGGGGAGUAAGACAAAGGCCGUGGGGUAAAUGGGCGGCUGAGAUUAGGGACCCAGCCAGACGUGUCCGCUUGUGGUUGGGUACUUACGACACGGCUGAGGAAGCUGCCAUGGUGUACGACAAUGCUGCUAUCAAACUGCGUGGGCCCGAUGCUUUGACUAACUUUGUCACCCCACCGCCUAAAGAGCCGGAAGUCAGUGUUCCGUCGACUUCCGGUUACGAGUCCGGUGAUGAGUCCAACAACCUCCCUUCACCGACUUCCGUGUUACGGUUUGAAAGCGAGACCAACUCAAAAGAACCAGAAAGUCAGCAGCAAUCUGCUGGCGGGUCUUGUCCACAAAGAUUUGAUCAUGAUGGUUUUAGUCCGGUUCAUCAAGAUAUCGAAUCGGGUCAUCAUUUUGCAAGUGAGCAUUUGGAAAUAGAAGAUGAUGUUCCAUUAUUAUUGCUGGAUAAUAAUCUACUAUUUGAUUUCCCAACAUCCGAACCGGUGGUCGACCAGUUGUUGCUGGAACCGUAUCUAUUAAGACACUCUUCUCCCGUCAACGAGUUUGACUCCCGGUCAUCAUUAUUAAUAGAAUACGCAACCGAAGAUAGUUUUGGAGCACCAAUAUCAUCAUCAUCAGAAUAUGUAACGGAGGAUAAUUUUUCUGCAUUUGAAGACCCCCAAAUAUGGGAUGAUCAUAACACCACCACCAGCUUGUUAUGGCCGGAUGAGCAUUUUGGUGUUUGUAACGACAUGGUUCUCGAUACCACGUCGUCGUCCAUGCUCAAGGUUGAUGAUUACUUUCAAGAUAUUACGGGCGACUUUCUUCCUGCGGCUGAUGUUCUCAUGACCGGGUGUUUUUAAACAACCCUGUCAUUCCGUUGGGCUAUUUUCGAGCCCAACAAAUUUUGCACUCGUCACAGUUUUGUUUGAACGACAUCUAGUUCCUUAUCGUAUUAGUACUUACUAGCCUAUAGCUAUAUAUUAACUAGGAUUCUUUUCGUUUAAUUAAUUUAUCUAUCUUCCAAAUGUGAAGAUUUGAGUGAGCUCUUGUUUGAAAGAAUUAAUAAAUAAAAUAUAUAUUAAUAAUA